AUGCCCCGGCUCAAGAAGAGAUCAUUAGAAACCAAAGCUAGGAUAUCGCGAAUGAAACGAGCCGAGAAGCGAAGAGAACAAAUUUUGAUUUUAAAAACGCAAGCCGAAGAAAUGGAAAUUUUAUGUCGUGGCAUAAGAACUGAAGGAGCUCUUGUACCACCAAUCAGACAAACCGCGUCAAUAUUUAAACAGCCUGUUACUGUUCAUAAGAACCAGGAAGGUAAAGUUAAAGCAGACUUCAAACACGGACGACAAGAAAAGCCUAGACAAGUAUUUUGGGAGAAAAGACUUGAAGGUAUUCGAGCAUCAGAAAAAGAUGGUUAUGAAUUAGGUACCAGAUGGACUGGUCUAUUACGACCAGCUGGUCCUCAUGUUAGUGAUGAUACUCUAUUGCAGAGUGUAGCUACUGCUUUACAUGUAUGCGCUAUGCCAGUGACUGGGCAACCUCCGAUGCGAUCUCAUUAUGAUAAAGAAAUUGUAUAUCGGAUUCCAGAUCAACCACUUGUCCAGGAGGUGAGUGUAACCGUUGAAGACAUCAAAAGUCAAGAAGAACGUGUUAUAGCAGCCAGAAAACGACUUCAAGAAGUUAUGGUAAAAAUCAAAUAA
This is a messenger RNA of Macrosiphum euphorbiae (potato aphid), 606 nucleotides long. NCBI's taxonomy places the organism in Eukaryota, Metazoa, Arthropoda, Insecta, Hemiptera, Aphididae. The record is from the annotation of a GenBank genome assembly.